CCAGGAGUCGACGUGUGCAGAAGUCCUUAUAGUCCAGGGCCUGUUUCCCUGUAGCAGCUCCCUAUUGCUGGAGGAGAAAAGUGCCCCGGAUCCUUUCAGGAUUAAUUUAUUCAGGAAGGAAAUAAGAGAAAAAUACUCAACAUGCAAAAGUCUUGUGAAGAAAAUGAAGGAAAAGCACAGAACAUGCCAAAGGCUGAGGAAGACCGCCCUAUGGAAGCUGUACCACAGGAGGCAGAAAGAAAUCCUCUACCUUCUGAAGAAGGUGUAAGCCAGGAAGCAGAAGGAAACCUUAGAGGAGGGCUGACUCAGCCUGGUCAGGGAUAUAAAGAGGACACUCCGGUUAGGCAUUUGGACCCAGAAGAAAUGAUAAGAGGAGUAGAUGAGUUGGAAAGGCUUAGGGAAGAGAUAAGAAGAGUAAGAAACAAGUUUGUGAUGAUGCAUUGGAAACAAAGACAUUCACGUAGCCGUCCUUAUCCUGUGUGCUUUAGGCCUUGAAUUAUUUUUUUUUUCUGUCUGAUAUUAAAAUCUGGCCCCUGCUUUCUUUCUGUUAGCAUUUUCUGAUGUAUCUUUGACUUUUGUUUUAUUUUUAAUCAUCUGGUGGAGUUUUGUUUUAGGUAGUGUCCUUAUUACCAGCAUCUGGAUUUUGUAUUUUGACACAUUCUCCAGGUCUGUUUUUCAAUUGGGAAGUUUCACACAUAUGCAUGAAAAUAUGUUCAUUCCAUAUUGUAAAGUAAAACAUAACAGGUUACAAAGCAGCAUAUUUAGUAUCAGCUCACAUAUGUAGGAGAAAAUCUCAAAUUGUGUGUGUGUGCGUGUGCGUGUGUAUACAUACAUACAUAUAUCAAAAAUUUAACUGUGCUUAUUUCUGUGUGGUGUGAGUUUUUUUCUUUUUGCUUAUAUGUAUUUUUUAAUGAACACGUCACACAUACAAAAAGAAUUAAUUUUUUUUUAUAAUUAAGAGUCAAUCAAAUAAUUUGCAACCAGCUUAUAAGGGCAAUGGGGGCACCUAAAUUCUUGAUGAAAGAACUAUUAAAAAAAAUGUAAACCUCAAAUUACCUCUGGAUCUCUUAGCCAGAGGAAUAAAACUGGCAGUUAU
Molecule: messenger RNA, 1096 nt
Organism: Balaenoptera musculus (blue whale)
Lineage: Eukaryota; Metazoa; Chordata; Mammalia; Artiodactyla; Balaenopteridae
Gene: TCEAL8
Product: transcription elongation factor A like 8
Exons: 2
Coding region: 142-495 (117 amino acids)
Source: RefSeq, a predicted model, not a curated record